GGGGGCGCACACGUUAACGUUUCAAAUGCAGCUCCACAUGAAUGAUCCUGACGUGGGAUUGAAGGCUGGCCAGGUAACGGUGUUGCCGAAAAAGGAAAUUUCAUCUAUCACAGGAGUUGUUUUUGGGCUUAUUCGGGAUAAAAACGUCGACAUAAUGCCUGAGCCUGCAGAAAUUAACAGUCCCGAGGUUGCAAAGACGCCCGGUGGUAGCAGUGGCUCUGGGAAAGAAGACAGCAUGCUGAACGGACACAAGGAAGGAGAAGCCAACCCCUUUGCAGAGUACAUGUGGAUGGAGAAUGAAGAGGAGUACAACAGGCAGGUGGAGGAAGAGCUUUUGGAGCAGGAGUUUCUGGAGCGCUGUUUCCAAGAAAUGUUAGAAGAGGAGGAUCAAGAUUGGUUCAUUCCUGCACGGGACCUUCCUUCUGGUGUUGGACACAUUCAGCAACAGUUCAGUGGGCUGUCUGUCAAUGACUCGAAUGCUGAAGACAUUGCACGCAAAAGCAGUUUGAACCCAGAAGCGAAGGAGUUUGUGCCGGGAGUAAAAUACUAGGGAUCUACUGGGUUCCUUUAUAGAGACUCUUUAUGUGACUGCUGAUGGUCAGUGGUCACCCCCUCCUCAUGCCUCAAUUAAAAUUGGAGUAUGUGGGGGGGUUGGUGGGGUGAGGGUUUGAUUCUCUUCUAUAAGCUUUCUAUUUUUAUUUGUCUCCAUGUGUACCCUGGGCGGGACAAUAGGGUGGGCUGGGGAAUCCAAGUAAUGCUCCUAUUGGACCGCUUCAGUUUGUGACUAGCUUUAAAAGAGGCAACUAUGUUAUUUCCACUAUUGUGAUAGUGACUACCAGUUUGUCCCUGGACAUUGAUAAAACCUUCUAAUUCCUUUCUUUUCCUUUCCCUUUUGUUCCUGUCCUCUUUUUUUUUAAGGGAGGAAAUGUGUCAAUAGAGUGGGAGGGGAUAUGGGUGGGAUGAAGAAUGAUUGACACGGCAAAAAGGAUCAUUGGCAGGUGGACCAGUUAAAAGUGUUUGGAGAUGACGGCAGCUGACUUCCUGUAAGGGAUUUUUUUUUAAUGUGUUUAUUUUUUUCUUCUUCAGUUGAAGUCCUUUCACUGUGCAACUUGCAUUUACAAAAAUGAAGAAAAAAAGCGUAAUGAAAUAAAAGAGUGGGUUCCGGC
Messenger RNA from Tachysurus fulvidraco (yellow catfish), 1166 nucleotides. RefSeq names its product poly(A) binding protein interacting protein 2B (gene paip2b). The transcript is spliced from 4 exons. The coding region runs from base 26 to 550 and encodes 174 amino acids. NCBI's taxonomy places the organism in Eukaryota, Metazoa, Chordata, Actinopteri, Siluriformes, Bagridae. Gene Ontology annotation, molecular function: mRNA regulatory element binding translation repressor activity. Gene Ontology annotation, cellular component: cytoplasm. The record is from RefSeq and is a predicted model, not a curated record. Gene Ontology annotation, biological process: negative regulation of translational initiation.